Molecule: messenger RNA, 1744 nt
Organism: Ilex paraguariensis (yerba mate)
Lineage: Eukaryota; Viridiplantae; Streptophyta; Magnoliopsida; Aquifoliales; Aquifoliaceae
Source: the annotation of a GenBank genome assembly
UAUAUAGUGAAAGAGAGGUUUAAGAAAUAGAAAGAUAGCAUUGUUCGAGUUGAGAGAGCAAAACGCAACCACAAAACACGAAUUUUGCAUUUGCAGAAGGAAAUAUCUUCAACAUCCAACAAAAACGACAAAGCCGAAAGGUGCAGAUUUCGUGUGAAUCCAAAGAUAUCUUUUGAUCUUAUUAUCAGCCGAUUCCGCCACUUGGUAUCUCCAUUCUCAACCCCUUAUCACCUCCUUGCCACUCUCUCUCUUUCUCUCUGAUCCGGUGAUAGGGUUGGGUCUUACAAAGUCUAAACCAUGAACAGCCUCACAAACUUACAAAAUCUAAACCAUGGACGGCCCCACAAAAGCAACUAGUAUAAACCCUCUGUAAUUCUACCAAUCCCCAUCACGAGUCGAACAAAAUAAAGUCCACAUUCAAUGGCUCUCUUAGCACCACCACCACCCAAUGCCAAACCCUUCUCAAUUUCAAAACUCGGGCACCCAACACGCCGGCCGGCACAAACUCCAGUCCGCUCCGGCGUAUCCACGUUUGUAACUUAUGGUAGAAACAUAAGCACAAUAUGCAAUUCCAAUAGUUUUAACCCAGAAAGAAGAGUUUGUUUUAGUAAAAGGGUAUUGCCAAUUGUACGUGCGGCUUCCAUAUUGGGGUCAGAGGAGGAACAACAAGAACCGAGUUUUGGAAGAAUUUUGCUCUCUGAUGUGGUGGUGAAGCGGAAGAGGAAUGUGUUUUGGGGGCGAAGGUGGAAUUUUUUGGAUGUCGGCACUGCAGCUGUGGUGGUGGUGAUGCAUUUGCUGUGCCUUUUCGCUCCCUUUACAUUCAAUUGGGGUGCUUUUGGGGUUGCUGUUGGAUUGUAUGUGGUGACUGGCCUUCUGGGUAUAACUCUUUCUUUCCAUAGAAAUCUUUCCCACCGAAGUUUCAAGCUUCCAAAAUGGCUUGAGUACUUGUUUGCUUAUUGUGGAGUUCAAGCACUUCAGGGGAAUCCGAUUGACUGGGUGAGUACACACAGAUACCACCAUCAGUUUUGUGAUUCUGAGAGAGACCCACAUAGUCCCACGGAAGGAUUUUGGUUCAGUCACAUGAGUUGGCUUUUUGACCACAACACUGUGGCAGAAAGGUGCGGGAAACCCACCAAUGUUGGGGACUUAGAGAAGCAGCCCUUUUAUAAAUUUCUUCAAAGCACUUACAUUGUACACCCAAUUGCCCUUGGGGCUCUCCUAUAUGCACUUGGUGGGUUUCCCUUCAUCGUUUGGGGAAUGGGUGUGAGGAUUGUAUGGGUGUACCACAUUACUUGGCUAGUGAACUCAGCUUGUCAUGUAUGGGGAAAACAGGCAUGGAACACGGGUGACUUAUCCAGGAACAAUUGGUGGGUGGCAUUGCUUGCAUUUGGAGAGGGUUGGCAUAACAAUCAUCAUGCCUUUGAAUACUCUGCUUGUCACGGACUAGAAUGGUGGCAGAUCGAUAUGACAUGGUAUAUGGUGAGGUUUCUUCAAGCGAUUGGAUUGGCCGAUGAUGUCAAGGUUCCAACCGAGACUCACCAACAACGAAUGGCUUUUAACAACUAGAAAUUUAUUGCCAUUUUCUGAUGUCAGGUUUCCAUCUGAGUAUGCCAUUUACCUAAACAUCUUGGGUUAGGCCAAGAGAACUGACUCUGUUUUUGUUUGCUGAUAAAGCUGAAUUGAUCUUGUUAUUGAUACACAACUACCCAAGUGAUGCAAAAAUUACAUUUUCUGAAAUAUGACA